Messenger RNA from Effrenium voratum, 6762 nucleotides. The record is from the annotation of a GenBank genome assembly. NCBI's taxonomy places the organism in Eukaryota, Dinophyceae, Suessiales, Symbiodiniaceae.
AUGCAUUUGGUUCUCCACUGCUUGCACUCCAAGGAUGCCAAGAGUCAGAUCGUCAGCGACAAAGAGUUUUUUGAGGAGGCGCAAAAACAGAUGCCAGCCGCAGCAGCGAUGGCGCCUGGCUAUCCCAACUCCGUCUCUUUGCAGGGCGCAGCGGGCGCAGCGGGCGCAGCGGGUGCAGCGGGCGCAGCGGGCGCAGCAGCGGGCGAGGCCGCCGGCAACACGGUGGCCAUCCCGGUUGGCAAAUCGCUGCAUUCCAACAAGAAGUGCGUGGACGACCCUGGUCACGUGCUUUGUGACAACGAAGCCUCUUCCAGGGGCCGCAACGACAAAUGGCCCGACACGUUUGAGGUCACCCACGAGAAUGGGAAGAUCUGCGCUCGGCGAACUGAUUACGAAGUUCCUUGGGGUAUGGACUUGGUCCUCCACUGCUUGCACUCCCAGGAUGCAGCAUCUCGAGUUGUCAGCAACAAGGAGUUCUUGGUCGAGGCCAAGAGCGAAAUGACGGGGGCACAGGUAGAGGCCCUUGUGGAGUCCGGGGCAGCUUCGGAGGGCGCAGCGGGCGCCGCGGGUGCAGCGGGCGCAGCGGGCACUGCAGCAGCGGGCGAGGCCGCCGGCAACACGGUGGCCAUCCCGGUUGGCAAAUCGCUGCAUUCCAACAAGAAGUGCGUGGACGACCCUGGUCACGUGCUUUGUGACAACGAAGCCUCUUCCAGGGGCCGCAACGACAAAUGGCCCGACACGUUUGAGGUCACCCACGAGAAUGGGAAGAUCUGCGCUCGGCGAACUGAUUACGAAGUUCCUUGGGGUAUGGACUUGGUCCUCCACUGCUUGCACUCCCAGGAUGCAGCAUCUCGAGUUGUCAGCAACAAGGAGUUCUUGGUCGAGGCCAAGAGCGAAAUGACGGGGGCACAGGUAGAGGCCCUUGUGGAGUCCGGGGCAGCUUCGGAGGGCGCAGCGGGCGCCGCGGGUGCAGCGGGCGCAGCGGGCACUGCAGCAGCGGGCGAGGCCGCCGAUGGCUCGGUGGACUUGGUCAUUGGCAGCAGCCUCACUGCAAACCUGAAGUGCGUGACACCUGUCGGCCCCAUGACUUGUCCUCCAACAGCCUCUCAGGCGCACAGUUGGAGCAGUCAGCCAGAUACGUUCAAGAUCUACCCGAAGCCAAACGGCGACAUUUGUGCGGAACGCACGGACUACGCCAAGCCCUGGGGCUCCCACCUGGUGGUGAGCUGCAGCAAGGUUGGGGAUUGGGAAGUACCCAAGUACAAGGACUCCUAUGUGUCUCCCGAUAUGGUGUCCAUCACGGUUGGUAGCUCGCUUGAUGCCAACAAGAAGUGCGUGGACGACCCAGGGCACGUGCUUUGCGACAACGAAGCCUCUGCUAGGGGCCGCAACGACGAAUGGCCCGACACGUUUGAGGUCACCCACGAGAAUGGGAAGAUCUGCGCUCGGCGAACUGAUUACGAAAAACCUUGGGGUAUGCACUUGGUCCUCCACUGCUUGCACUCCGAGGACGCAACUUCUCACGUCGUUAGCAAUGAGAAGUUUUUGGAGGCAGAGGAAGGUGGAGACGGUGGAUCAUCUCACGAGUUCGAGAACGCAGAGGUUCCGCCAGUGGCAGGGCAACCCUACGAGCUGGCCAUCGGAAGCAGCCUCACCUCCAGCUCGAAGUGUGUCUUCGCCCCGGGCCCCGUGACUUGCCCUCCAACAGCUCUGCAGGCGCACGUCCCGGGACAGCCAGAAGACAAGUUCAAGAUCUACAAGAACGAGCGCGGUCAAAUCUGUGCUGACCGCGUGGAGCCCACUGCCUCAUGGGGCGCCCACCUAGUCGUGACCUGCACGAAGGAUACAGAUUGGGCCACGCCCAAGCACAAGGUAUCUGAUCAGGGCCCCGGUAUGGUGGAGAUCCCGGUGGGCAGCAGCUUGAACUCGGUGACGAAGUGCGUGAAAGAUCCUGGAGAUGUCCACUGCAACAACGAGGCCUCGCAGCGAGGCCGCACCGGAGAAUGGCCCGACACGUUCGACAUCUACCACCAGAACGGCCAGAUUUGCGCCAAGCGCACGGACGAAUCGCAGCCUUGGGGUAUGCACUUGGUGCUCCACUGCAAACUCAAGGCAACAGCGAUUGCUCCGGCACCGCCACCUGAGCCCUUCAACUGCUACGUGGACCUGCCAGUGGAUUGGCCUUCCCAGAAGCGGACCUACUGCUGCGCCAACAAGAAGUUGGGCUGCGACGCGCUGGGUCCGGAAGAGCCGGAUUGCGAUGGCACGGAAAUCGACUGGGAGUCCUGCCCGAACCCGACCAGCUGCGACACGUGCGUGCCCGUGGACUGCGAGUUUGGCGCCUGGAGCGCGUGGAAGACGGAGCCGGGCUUCGAGUGCAGCGGACUACGUUACCGUCGGCGUGGCUUUGCUCGGGAGAACAACCAUUGUGGCGAGCCUUGUCGUGGCCAAACCGUCGACUCAGAGGCGUUUAUGCCGCCAGAGUGCAAGGGCGACGUCACCGUGGAUUGCAAGUUCUCCGACUGGAGCGACUGGGCUGGCAACUGCUCUAGCGAGCAUGAACAGCUGCAGCGUGGCCGGCAGGUUCUGCACGAUUCCAACAGCCCCUUGCGGAUGCAGUGUGAUGGUGCUUUGAAGCAGUCGCGAGCCUGUACUGCCAAGCCGCCAGACUGCCAGUUCUCAGCGUGGCAUGAUUGGUCCCAGUGCAGUACGACCUGCGGCUUGGGCAGGAGGCAGCGCAUGCGAGACCUCGAUGAGGACAGCAUUGCUCACGGCCUGCCCUGUGAUGUUGGCACCCUUCUCUACACUGAGGAAUGUGAGGAGCAGCCCUGCGAUCAGAUUGAUUGCGUCCUCAGCGACUGGACGUCCUGGUCCGGCUGCUCCGGCGCUAAGAGGCAACAGUUUCGAAGCAGAAGGAUCUUCCAGGCACCGGCAGGGGAUGGAGCUCCCUGCGAUAAGGAGCUGCUGGAGACCAGCGGCUGCCCGCCGGUGGUGGAGACCGGCCUGGAGCACCUGCUCACGGACUGGCAAGCAUGGGAAGAAUGCGACAGGAGUUGCGGCGGCGGCCAAACCGCUCGCUAUCGCACGGCCUCGGGCAUCGCAAGAUAUGAUGCGGAGGAAGUGGCGCUCUUUCCUCUGAAGGAGGUUCGCGAGUGCAACACCGAGACUUGUGACGAAAGCAACGAGCUGGACUGCAUGCUCUCGAGCUGGGACGCUUGGUCCGAUUGCUCCUCCAACUGCGGCGUUGGCGCCAAGACACGUCACCGCAAGGUGGUGAAGCUGGCUGCCCCCGGGGGCAAGGGCUGCGAGGCCACGCUCAUGGAGUCGGACAUUUGCGACGAGGGCGCGUGCGUGUCACGGGACUGCAUGUGGGCAGACUGGGCCGACUGGUCCGGGUGCUCCUGUACUUGUGGCGGCGGCAUCUCCAGCCGGAGCCGCUAUGUGUUGGAGGCCCCCAGGAACGGGGGCAAGGCCUGCGACAACAACACCAAGGAAGAGCUCAAGGUUUGCAACAACCAGAGCUGCACCCCCGGCACCUGCAAGGACGGUGAAUGGGGCUCCUGGCAAGAGUGGGGCCGCUGCUCUGCCACGUGUUCAUCGAGCUUCCGAUCACGGAAGAGAGACAUCGAUGUUGCUCCCAACCACUGCGGCAAGGCUCCCACGGGGCUGCAGGAGGAGUUCGAGCCCUGCGACUUCCUGGCUGCCUGUCCUGCGCUGGAGGUAGUAGACUGCUCGGUGUCAGAUUGGGCAGAGUGGUCGGACUGCAGCUGCAGCUGCGACGGGGUCCGGGAGCGGAACCGCUUCGUGGCGCACUACGCCAAGCACGGCGGCCAGCCCUGUCAGGAGGAUCUCAGGGAGAUCGAGGCGUGCAACCCCAGCGUGGGGGAGCACCAGCCUCUCGGCUGCCCAGACCGUUUGUCCGCCGUGCCCGUGGACUGCGUCUUGGGGCAGUGGGCACCUUGGACGGACUGUUCCGUCAGCUGUGGCGGCGGCCAGCACAGCCGCCAUCGCCUGAUCGCAACGAAGCCCUCGGGUGGAGGGGAGGGCUGCAACGGCGUGCUGGCAAUCACAGAGCCAUGCUACCAGCCUCAGUGCAGUGAUGCCAAGUACCAGGAUUGCGAGCUGGCGCCCUGGACCGAGUGGAGCGGAUGCUCGGGGUGCCGGGGCCAGAAGCGCCGGCACAGGUCCAUCAUGAAGCUGCCGGAGGUGCUGGGCCGGCAGUGCCCGGCCGCCACACUCAAGGAGUCCACCGCCUGCAGCCUGGGAGUGGGAUGCGUGGAGGACACCUCCUACUGCGUAUGGUCAGCCUGGACGGGGGCCACCAGCUGCUUCGGGUACGGCGCAAGUACGGCCCUGCGGUCACGGACGCUGCAGGUUUCGCACGAUCGGCCGUUCGAGGGCGCCCUCUUCAAGGUCUUGGGGGAUUCCGCCGCCUGCUCCAACAUGGCGCAGGUGAAUGUGACCGCAUGCCCAGGGCACGGCCUGCAGUGCGUACCGCUGGACUGCGCGUUUUCCAGCUGGAGCGAGUGGGCGCAGGCGACGUCCUUCAUGUGUGAGCGGCACCGUACUGUGCAGACCCGCAACAACGAGUGUGGGAAGGGCUGCCAGGGCGCGCUGGAGGAGACCAAGGUGUGCGAGGUGGAGACGCCAGUCGACUGCAAGCUGGGGGAGUGGCAGGACUGGAGCUUCUGCGACAAGGACGACCCUACGGGCCAGAAGUACCGCUUCCGAAAAGUGGUCCAGGAGCCCAAGGGUGGCAGCCCAUGCAGCGGCAGCCUGCACCAGACCAGCCCCUGCAGCUCCAGUGAGGACCCUGUGGACUGCGAGCUAAGCCCCUGGGCCGAUUGGGCCAGCUGCAGCGAGAGCUGCGGACGGGGCUGGCAGGCCCGCAAUCGGAUGGUGCUCGCUGUCGCGAUGGGUGGUCAGAGGUGUGAGGACAAGCUGAAGGAGAUCCAGCCAUGCACCACUUAUUGCACCAACUACUUCCAAGAGCCAGUGGACUGUGUCCUGGGCGAGUGGGGUCAAUGGGGCCACUGCGAUCAGGCGGGCCUUCGGUACCGGGAGCGGCACAUGUUGAACCCGGCCAUCCACGGGGGCGCGGGCUGCCAGGGGAACCUGCUGGAGGCGGAAGCCUGCGACCUCAGAAAGGUGGACUGCGAGGUGUCGCCGUGGGUGGAGUGGAGCCCGUGCGACCGCAGCUGUGGCACAGGCCAGGUGAAGCGACAGCGGCAGAUCAUCACCUUCCCGGCGAACGGGGGGGAGCUGUGCCCCAGCGAGCUCAUCCAAACCACAGGCUGCAACCUGGGCUAUUGCCCCACCACCAACUGCGAAGAGUCCCAGUGGACCGAGUGGAGCCACUGCUCCGUCACCUGUGGGGUGGGCCAAGAGACGCGGACCAGGGAGAUCGCCAAUCUCAGGUCCUCGGCCGGGGAGGGCUGUGAGAGCCCCACCGCGGAGAGCCGGGAGUGCCAUCAGAACCCCUGCAGCAGCAAGGACUGCGAGGUGUCGGGCUGGACGGCCUGGAGCAGCUGCAGCGCCACUUGCGGCGGAGGCCAUCACACGCGGCACCGCAUGAUUCUGCAGCUCCCACAGCACGCGGGGAAUCUGUGCGAGGCAACGCCUCUAGAGGAGAUGGCCGCCUGCAAUGGCCAGUCUUGCGUGAAGCAGGUGUGCAUUGACGGCCAGUGGAACGACUGGGCGCAGUGGACCCCUUGCUCGGUGUCCUGUGGCGGGGGCACCACCUUCCGUGUGCGGCACAUCGGAGUGGCGGCCAACGACUGCGGCAAGGCGGUGGAGGGCUUAUCCAGAGACGACGCCUUCUGCAACACUGAGCCGUGCAAGGAGAUCAUGGAUUGCAUCAUUUCGGACUGGGAGGAUUGGACGGACUGCUCGGCAUCUUGCGACGGCGUGCAACGACGCGAGCGCAAGAUCCUGCAGCACGGCACUGAAGGAGGCGUUCUUUGCGAGGGAGUCCUCCACGAGAGGCAGCCGUGCAAUCCUGGGCUGUUGGACAUCUACCCCACGGGCUGUGGUGUGGGCGUUCCCCAGGACUGUGAGAUGAACGAGUGGUCAGAUUGGUCGCACUGCAGCGCAACCUGCGGAGGCGGUGUCCACGUGAAGCGGCGCUCCGUCCUGAAGGCUCGCGCCAACGGCGGCACGCCCUGCCCGGAAGGCUCGCUCACCAUGGUCAAGGGAUGUGGUGAGACUGCCUGCGAGACCGGCCCGCCGGUGGACUGCAAGUACGGCGACUGGGGGGAUUGGGGUCAGUGCGACAAGUGCGACGGGGAGCGCAAGCGCCUGAGACAAGUCGAGCACUUCGCGGAGAACGGGGGGGAGAAUUGCGCCGCCUUCGACGGGGAGGAGGUGGGCCCAUGCCCGCGGUCCUGCAGCCCGGGCUUUUGCUCCUGGGGCUCCUGGGGCUCCUGGGGCGCCUGCAGCGGCUGUGGCCGCAGCAGCCGCCGGGAGCGCAAGCGCUCCCUGGCCGCGGGCUCCGUGCACUCGCCUCCUGCGAGCGAGGCCCAGGUGGCGGCCGCAGCCCUGGAGACCCAGGCCAAGUACGCGGAGCAGCUGCGGCAGGCGAGAAGCCACUUUUCGGCGCUGAAGACGGAGGUGAAGAGCAUGCAGUCGCAGAGGUCGAAGCAAGUGAUGCUGUCCUUCGGCUUGGGCCUCAUGACGGUUCCGCUUCUCCUCGUCAUCUCUAGGCUGCCCUGGCACACGAGGAAUCCGGGGUAUUCUUAUUUGAUUUCAGCCGCAGCGGAGUGA